This is a messenger RNA of Manihot esculenta (cassava), 2007 nucleotides long. RefSeq names its product protein FIZZY-RELATED 2. The record is from RefSeq and is a predicted model, not a curated record. The transcript has 10 exons. Gene Ontology annotation, molecular function: anaphase-promoting complex binding; ubiquitin ligase activator activity; protein binding. Gene Ontology annotation, cellular component: anaphase-promoting complex. Bases 207 to 1664 code for a protein of 485 amino acids. Gene Ontology annotation, biological process: positive regulation of ubiquitin protein ligase activity; positive regulation of anaphase-promoting complex-dependent catabolic process; anaphase-promoting complex-dependent catabolic process. Lineage: Eukaryota; Viridiplantae; Streptophyta; Magnoliopsida; Malpighiales; Euphorbiaceae.
CACUCUCACUUUCGCGCAAAAAAUCAAGCAGAUCCCAUGUUGCCAAUUAUUUCCCGGGAAAUUUAACAGCCUGAUACCAAACGGUCUUACAUAUUUCUACCGUACACCCGCCAGCACCCAAACCCAAUCCCACCCAUCUUCUUCAACCUGACCCCUUUGUUUUUCUCUCUGUAGGGUUUCUGUGUUGUACAUUGUCAUAAUUUCCUAUGGAUGAUUCCACGAUUUCACCAUUGACAGUCCAACCAGUUCCUUCGUCCCAGCUGAAUGUUCCUGCCAUCAUGCAACGCCCCUCUUUGAAUCUCGACACCGUAACUCCAUCUGACCACGUGAGCCGCUUGAUCAACUCCAACCACUAUAAAUCGCCGUCAAGGACGAUUUAUUCCGAUAGGUUUAUUCCCAGCAGAUCCAAUUCCAAUUUUGCCCUAUUCAACAUCUCUUCCUCUUCGCCUCCGUUGCCGACAAAUCCUCCGGCAUCUGAAGGAGGAAAGGAGGACAGCUCCAGUGCCUAUGCGGCACUGCUCCGCUCUGCUCUUUUCGGGCCGCACACGCCGGAUAAAAGGGACUCGCCAGGUCGCAAUAUUUUCCGGUUCAAGACGGAAACGAGACAGUCGAUGCACUCGCUUUCUCCUUUUGGACAUGAUGAAGACAGACCUGGAAGUAGCCACAGCCCGGUUAAGACUCCGAGGAAGGUCCCAAGGUCACCUUACAAGGUGUUGGACGCACCCGCAUUGCAAGAUGAUUUUUAUUUGAAUUUGGUGGACUGGUCGUCACAUAAUGUACUAGCAGUGGGUUUGGGGAAUUGUGUGUAUUUGUGGAAUGCUUGUAGCAGCAAGGUGACAAAAUUGUGUGAUUUGGGGAUUGACGAUAGUGUGUGUUCAGUGGGAUGGGCACAGCGCGGGACACAUCUAGCUGUUGGAACUAGCAAUGGGAAAGUCCAGAUUUGGGAUGCAUCUCGCUGUAGAAGAGUAAGAACCAUGGAGGGCCAUCAUUUACGGGUUGGGGCCUUGGCCUGGAGUUCAUCUGUGUUGUCUUCUGGUAGCCGGGAUAAGAGUAUUCUUCAACGAGAUAUACGAGCUCAGGAAGACUUCGUUAGCAAACUCUCUGGGCCCAAGUCAGAGGUCUGUGGAUUGAAGUGGUCUUAUGAUAAUCGUGAGUUGGCAUCUGGUGGGAAUGAUAAUAGACUUUUUGUUUGGAAUCAACAUUCAACUCAACCAGUGCUAAAAUACUGUGAGCAUACCGCAGCUGUAAAAGCAAUUGCUUGGUCACCCCAUCUUCAUGGACUUCUUGCAUCUGGGGGUGGGACUGCUGAUCGGUGUGUAAGGUUCUGGAAUACAACCACUAAUUCACAUCUCAGCUGCAUGGACACUGGCAGUCAGGUGUGCAAUCUUGUGUGGUCUAGGAAUGUCAAUGAACUUGUCAGCACACAUGGGUAUUCUCAAAACCAGAUAAUAGUAUGGAGAUACCCCACCAUGUCAAAGUUGGCAACUCUCACAGGUCAUACAUACAGAGUACUUUAUCUUGCCCUCUCACCAGAUGGACAGACCAUUGUCACAGGCGCAGGGGAUGAAACUCUACGGUUUUGGAACGUGUUCCCUUCCCCUAAAUCUCAGAACACUGACAGCGAAAUUGGAGCAUCAUCUCUAGGAAGAACUACAAUCCGGUGAUUGAUGGAGACUGCUUUUCAUUUAAAGUAUCUAUGGCUGUUUCAGCUGAGGAAGAAAGGAUUCGUAAACGUAUCUUGAGCUGGAAGAUAAUUCGACAGAAUGGAGGCUCAUCAGAUUGGUUUUCUUGAACCAACUCUUGAUCAGCCAGGAAAUUUGCAGGGACCUGAAAGGGCUGACCGUGUGGAUGGAUGCAAUGAUGUUUCUAGUGGUUCCUGCAAUUACUGAUUUCUUUGUGUUAUUACUAAAUGCUCCUUGCAUUUGUAUAUCAACAGAGGAUGUUUAAAAUUUUGAUCAGCAAGUCUCAACAGUUCUGUAAAUAAAAUCAGUAUCGGCAUUAUUGUUC